AUGGCCUCUAAGACCAACUCUAAUGCGAAUACUGCUCUGUAUUCAACUUUUGCUGCCAUGGGAUUCUUCGCUGGAUCGGUCAACAACAUGCUCCGACCAAGACUCACCCUUCUGGUCAGCAGUAUGGGUUACAGCCUGUAUAUCGGAUCCUAUCUAGCCAUAAACAUUCACUCCGACACUAAUAGUUUUGUCAUCAUCGCAGGAGCUAUCCUUGGGAUAUGCGCUGGUCUCUUACGGACCGCACAGAGCUCACUGAUGAUAGCAUACCUUACUGAAACGCAAAAAGGGAAAUUUAUCGGGAUUUUCUGGUCUAUUUUCAACCUCGACGGUGUCGUUGGAGCGUCUGUUGCUGCUGGAAGAAACUGGAAAUCAACAAGUAAGCGCCUGAACUAUCGUAACACACGAUUGCAUAUUGGAUUCCUUGUCCUUACACUCAUCGGCGUUUCGAUCCCAAUGCUAAUGGCGGACCCUGACAAGAUGAUUCGUUCUGAUGAAACAGAUAUAAUAGGUCUAUUCGUGACGCUGAAGACUGAUCCAAUGAUCGUCCUUCUCUUCCCUAUGUUCUUUGCUUCCAACUGCGGCUUCAACGGUGCCAUCUUCAACAUCCGUGCCUGGGGCCUGAACAGCGUCUGCUACUGGAUCUCCCAAAUCAUCGGCCGUCACAUCCGUGUCUACACAGGCUGGACCGUCCUCUUCCUAAUGGUCUUCAUCAUCCAUAUCUGGGGAUACUUCUAUCAAAAGCAGUACACGCGCGAGAACGUCGCACCAGAGACGGAGAAAAUGGAUAUCUACGACUACGGAUACGCCGGUCGGGUAUGGUUCUACAUCUUCUACGGGGUUCUGGAUGUGAUGUGGCAGAUGACAGCUUUUUUUUUGAUUCAAUAUUAUUCUUACUGGCUUAUGGCCCUGGGUGCGAUGUCGAACGAUCUAUCAGAGCUGGCAUUCUUUACUGCUGGGAUAUGGCAUGCAGAUGCUGUCAAGAUUCCGUACAUGAAUAUGUUCAUUUCGGAAUGGGCUCUCCUUGUCGGAGGUCUCGUGUUUGCGCUGCCUAUGGUUAUCAUACGUAUCAAGGAUCAUGCCAACCUAGACGACGAGACCAUCGCCCGGAUGGAUGAUAAAGGACACAUACGUCCAACUGAGGAUGUCGCUGCGGAGACGAAAGUUACCCAGGGGUCUUCAUGA
Molecule: messenger RNA, 1182 nt
Organism: Desarmillaria tabescens
Lineage: Eukaryota; Fungi; Basidiomycota; Agaricomycetes; Agaricales; Physalacriaceae
Product: MFS general substrate transporter
Exons: 11
Coding region: 1-1182 (393 amino acids)
Source: RefSeq, a predicted model, not a curated record